UCCGUGAAAACACAGAAAAAUAAAUCCCAGCUGUUUUUCCACAAUGUUGCUCCUUCAAAGGAUACAACUUUGGCACAGGUUUUGACUAAUGUAAUGGAAAGCGAAAAACAAAGUACUGAGAGCGAGAGACAGCCUCUACACUGGAGAAGUUGCAAGCUGGUUAUAGAUCCUGCGCUGACGAACGGGCUGUACAAAGUGUACCGUUAUGAUGGACAAUACUUUAACCUGCCGGUUGAGGACUUAGGUCUACUUCCUGUGAUCACAGUCAGAGAUCCGCGCAUCUGCCGCCUGUGGAGCAGGUGUCUCAAGACAGACUUCGUGGUUCCCAAAUUUAAGAUUGAUGAGUGGUACGUGGCUCCCGUUCCUCCCAAAGAAGUGACAUUUUCUAAGCUCAACGACAACGUGAAUGAGACUUUCUUGACUGAUAUGUGCAAAAAAUAUGGGAACAUGGAAGAAGUGGAGAUAUUUUACAAUCCCAAAAACAAGAAGCAUUUAGGGAUCGCAAAGGUCACGUUUGAUACAGUAAAGGCUGCAAGAGACGCUGUCCAGCACCUGCAUGAGACAUCAGUGAUGGGAAAUAUUAUUCAUGUGGAACUUGAUCCGAAGGGGGAAAAUAGAGCUCGAUAUCUCCAGCUCUUGUUAAGUGGGCUGUAUACGCCUUGGACGUUGCCGGUGGGCAGCAGCGAACGGGCUCUUCAGGACUUAGUCGACAGUUUGCUGGGAAGUUCGGCCACACAGCAGCUGGGAAGUAUCUGCAGCCCCACCAGCAUUGCUACGCCCCUCUCUCUGGACACAGCCUACUCCAGUAUUUGUCAGGACACACCUUGCAGCUUUGGGCUUACACCACGUUCUCAGGGAACCCCCCGGACUCCCUGCUUGCCUGCGACUCCUCUCUCCUCCCAUGACUCUUGCUACUCCAGUCUUCAGGCGACUCCUGUCCUCCAAGGGGAACCCUCCGCCUAUAGUGUUCACAAACCUUUAAGGCAAGAGCUCUGCCGUCGUAGACGACAGCACAGGGGACUUAGCCACGUCUCGAAUGUUAGCAUCAUUCUGAAGCAGUUCAAGCCACAGCCACCACAUCCCCUUUUAACCAAAACACAAACUAGCAGCCAGCAGCUUGCACUGUGGAGUCCCGGUGCACAAACCUCUAACAAUAAUGACGAGGCUCCCUUUAGUCUCACCUCCCCUUUUCAGGAGACUGAAGAUGUGGUUGACACAAGUUAUGCAUCUUCACCUCUGAACGGCAACUCUCGCGACAUACGGAGUGUUGAUCUCUCAGCUGACCUGCAAACUAGAACAGCUUCUCCAUUUGAUAACCACCAGCCAGAGGCAGCUGUUUCAAGUCUAGACUCCCGAAUUGAAAGUUUGCUGAUAAACAGCCAGAUCACUGACCCCUUAUGCUUUGAUGGAAAGACUUUGGAGACCGAUCCAUCCUCUCAAGAGAGCCCGGCUUCACCUGGCUCACCUCUUAAGGUCUCUUCCUCAGAUGACUCACAGUUUUGUACCCCACCGUCUUGUGAAUCCCCCACAAGCGGCCACCAGUACUCCCACAAUGAUGCUGUGGAUGAAAAUGAAGAGGACGAAACUACUCGAGCUGUUUCGUUUCUUACAAGAGGCUCCCAGUCUCCCUGUCUGUCUGAUGUUGCUUAUUCAGAAAGCAUAACACACAUAAACAAUGAAGAAGAUGCAGAGAGGGUCCAGCCAUCAUCAGGCCCAAAGGAACACUGUCCAACACAUCAGGAGAAGAAGUCCUCAAAUAACAGACAGUUUGAAGCUGUGACACCAGCAGAAGCACUCUCUCUGCUCGAUCCUCCAUCCGGUUGUUCUUCCAGCGCCAUCACUCAGCAACUCACCCCGAAAGCUCUUCCGACUGUUACAGCUGGGUUCUCCCAACCCCCAGCACCCCCUUUCCUUUUCCCCAUUCCUCGAUUUCCCCCGUCUCUUCCACCUGUUCCACCUCGCCUGCCAAAUGGCACCAUCCCGAUCCCUCCUCCAGGAUGGAUGCCACCUCUGGGCCACAAAGCUGCCAUCCCCAUUCCUCCUCCCCCCAUUCCACCUCCUACUCCAAUUCCUCCUCCACCAACUUUCCUGAGACCCCCUCCACCUUUGAUAGCGCCACCCUCUGUUCCACCUCCUAUGCACAUGUUCCCUUUACCCAUACAGCCGGGGUGUCCUUUGGAUAAGGGGAAUCCUCCAAGGCAUGGCGGUGCACCGUUGCCAUUCCCUCCUCCUCCUCCUCCUCCUCUCUGGCCUGCACCUCCUUUUCCAAGGUUUAACCCCUUUGUGCCACCACCACUCUACCCGCCUGUGCAGGUAAAUCCCCACAAGAUCACGACAGAAAAAGUUUUAGAUAUCCUCAUGGAUGAACUGAAGUCAAUCAUAAAGAAGGACAUUACACGUAGAAUGAUUGAAGGGGUCGCUUUCAAGGCAUUUGAAGACUGGUGGGAGCGUCAGGAGAAGAAGGCAAAGAUACAAGAGUCUCCUCUGAAAUGUGGAGCGGCAAGAGUGGAAGAGAGGAACAAAUUCCUAAAUCCCCUCAGUAACAUUGGUGGGAAGAGCAGAAAACCACCACUGCCAUCCUUCAAGGUAAAAAGGAAAAGAUCAGACGAGACAGGAAAUGACUCCGGUUCUGCUCUCGAUCAUUCUGAGGUGAAAAAAGGGGACGACAUAGUGAGAACGACGUCUGAGAGAGCCAAACGCAGACACGCGAGACCACUGGACCUGGACAGUGAUGAUGAUGAUGAUGAUGGUGGUGAUGUCGGGAAAGAAGAUAAGAUACUUCAAGAUAAAGAAGCGAUACCAGACAAAGUGAAGGUUUUUGUGCUGGAUGAGGAUGAGCUGCACAUCCUGUCUGACAGAGAUGCUCAUGGUGAUGAUGAAGAUGAUGAUAAUGUCAGUAAUCAUACUGCGGAAGAAAAUAGUCCGAUGGAGGAUCGAUGUGACGGAGAGCAGUCCUUAGACAGAGAGGUUUUUUCAGAGGAAAGUGAGCACACGUCGGACUCCGACACUUCAGAUUCGCUCUCCUCGGUGGGCUAUGAGGACACGUCCUCUGACCUGACCACUGAAGGUGAAGACAUCGAAGAGGACAGCGAUGACGCCAGGAGUGAAGAGUGUAUAGUCAUAUCAUCAGAUGAGGACUCAGUGGAGCUCGAGCCCCCUCUUACCCCCUCAGCCCCACUGACCCCUGGUGCUCAGCUGGAUCUGGACCAGCAGGGCUGGUCAGAGCUGUUCCCAAGGCAGGAAAUGGAGGAGGACCGGUACACAUCCUGCUACGAAGACAACUGCGACUUCGAUGCCAUGAUGGAGCUCCAUACCAGCGAACCCCAGGACCUGCUGCCCCCAUCACCUCUAGGACUCUCAGCAGUGGAGCCAUGCCUUGAUAUGGAGAUGGAAAGCCCUGAUUGGACAGUGGAGUCUCCAGAGAACAUAAAAAGCCUGAGGCCUCCCACUCCUACUGGCCGUUUGGUGGACAGUGACCCUGACAUCCUUUUAAAAAGCAGACCAUCAUCUCCUGCUGCAGAGGAGGAGGAACGACCGCCAACACCAGGCAAGGGGAUAGUAACAGGACUGGAAAGUGAGAAUUCAGAGGAAGUCCUGUCCCUCUCCCCAGCAAGCGAUGGACUCGCUCAGCCUCCCUCUGAUCUCCUCAUGGCAUCAUACCCAUUAUGCCAGGAGAUGCCUAAGACUCCUGGCAGAGAUGAAAGAGGUGUGUGGACUCAUUGUAGCUCAGGGAGAGCUCCUGCGACACCUGGAAGAGGGACCGCAGAUUUAGAGUUUAGCACAGUGAGCCCGCCCCUCAGCAGCCCACCACUUAUCCUGCUCUUGCCCAGCAGCCCAUACAUCACAGCCCCAAAGACUCCAGGAAGAGACAUUAUCCUGCCCAGAAGAUCAAUAGUCCACAAAAGGAAAUCCCAGGUGGCAGCAACGUCAGUGCCUCUGUCAUGUAAUAACAUUUUCAGAGUUUCCCCCAUCACAGUGUCCUCGCCAUUCAGCGUCUCUGACUCUUCAUGUGACAGUGUUGAUGGAAGGGAUGUCCAGAUCCGUUCAGGUGUGAGAGCAAAGCCUCUACAGGGGUUGGAGAACAUGCCUGAGCUGUUGGACAAAGAGAAAAUCUUACUGAGGCUAAAACGAUGGAGGAGGCUAAAGAAGAGACGGCGAGCCCGUCACUGGGAGAGAUCACUGAAGAGAAUCAGUCCGAUGUCCUCUCACAGUCAUCCUCACAGGUGGCGUUCACCCUACGAAGAGAGGAAAAUCCUUCAUAGCGUUUGGAAGGACGGCCUGGAUGAAGAAGAUGCAAGGUUUCUGCAGUGCACCUAUGAAAGGCUGCAGGUGCAGGAUAAUGGCUGUGGGUGGCUCAGUGACACCCUCUGGAUGCCUCAUCCUCUGACUAAGGUCCAUACAGAGAAGAAUGAGGAGCACAGAUCCUGGCAGCCGCACCACAGAACGGGCUCUGCUCGAAGUGAAGGUUUUUACAAAAUCAGCAGGAAGGAUAAAAUGAGAUAUCUGCACAACACGCGGCUGGCUGCGGAGCUUCCAUCUACAAGCGCUCAGGGAACGUGCAUUCCAGCCCAGCAACCCACUUCACUGCGAGCUGGGUCUGACUUCAGGUGUGAACAGCGCCGGCUGCUGUCCUCUUUCAGCUGUGACAGUGACCUGGUCAAGUUCAACCAACUGAAGUUCCGAAGGAAGAGGAUUCGUUUCAGCAGGAGUUACAUCCACGAGUGGGGCCUGUUUGCCAUGGAGCCUAUUGCUGCAGACGAGAUGGUGAUUGAGUAUGUGGGCCAAAUCAUCCGGCAGGUCAUUGCUGACAUGAGGGAGCAGAGGUACGAGGAGGAGGGCAUUGGAAGCAGCUAUUUGUUUCGGGUGGAUCAGGACACCAUCAUUGAUGCUACCAAAUGUGGGAACUUAGCCAGGUUUAUCAACCACAGCUGCAAUCCUAACUGCUACGCAAAGAUCAUCACAGUGGAGUCUCAGAAGAAGAUAGUCAUAUACUCCCGCCAGCCUAUAAACAUCAAUGAAGAGAUUACUUAUGACUAUAAGUUUCCCAUUGAGGAAACAAAGAUCCCUUGUUUGUGUGGGGCAGACGGCUGCAGAGGCUCCUUGAACUAAUCACCUGUUAAGUG
Messenger RNA from Oreochromis aureus, 5123 nucleotides. Its product is annotated as histone-lysine N-methyltransferase SETD1B-like. The transcript has 18 exons. Gene Ontology annotation, molecular function: histone H3K4 methyltransferase activity; protein binding; RNA binding. Lineage: Eukaryota; Metazoa; Chordata; Actinopteri; Cichliformes; Cichlidae. The record is from RefSeq and is a predicted model, not a curated record. Bases 94 to 5109 code for a protein of 1671 amino acids. Gene Ontology annotation, cellular component: Set1C/COMPASS complex.